CCCGUCCAAAAGUUUUCGGAUAAGAUGAUGGCCUCGAUAUAUCCCGACUGGAGUAGGUGUCACAGCCCCGCCCUAUCCCAGACGUAGGACAUCAAAGAGCAACAGGACUGUCCGGUCUUUCGGAUGUUGUUCUCUCUCGUUGAUCAUCCGUGGAUAUCUUCACCCCGAAGACUCAACGCUAGUAAACCAGAAUCAAGAUGGCCCACAAAAUGGCCCUAUUGAAUAAUAAAACGACGAGCAUUCGUCUACUCAGCACGUUCAGCAUCCUCAUUCUUCUCGUGACUAUUGACAUCUAUUUUUCCGUGCUCUCGCCGACGAGUUGUGACUUGGUCAACGAGCCAUUUGCACAAAAUGUCUCCUCAAAUCGUCCUGAUCAGGAGAGGCUGGAACUCCAAGACGAAAGUCUAGGCCCGGGCCAGAGAGGCAGAAAUGGUAUUGUCUUUCAAGAAACCAAGGACUUGAAGGACACGAGCGUCGCAGGUGACAAAAAUUGGGACAAUCUCUUUGCCAGCGACGGUUACUUAUAUGUGAAACCAAAGAAUGCAUCAUUUCCCCGGGAGCCUUGGGGUGUAAGCAUGUUUCAUGGUUUGCAUUGUCUCCAAAUACUUCGAAACAAGAUCCAAAACCUAGAGGAAGAAGCGAGCCAGUCUGGUAGCGAGACUCUUGAGAAACAGGAGAAACAUGGGCACCACCAUGAUGGAGCUGAUGAAUCCGACAUUUCUGAUGACCAUUACAAGCAUUGUUUCUCCUACCUCGUGCAGUCAAUUAUAUGUGCAGUUGACGACACAAUCGAGCCUCCACAUAUCCACACAUAUAAGAAUGGCAGUUAUAAGGAGUACAGUAUCGAUGGUGUUGGUACCUGGCAUCAGUGCCGGGAUCAAAGUCUGAUACGGAAGAAGAUAUUGGAGAGUGAAGAAAAUACACUUGAGCGUUGGGAUUAUAAAGUCGGGGAUACUGUGCAGAGCGUCUGGGGAUAG
This is a messenger RNA of Talaromyces stipitatus ATCC 10500, 977 nucleotides long. RefSeq lists its product as uncharacterized. NCBI's taxonomy places the organism in Eukaryota, Fungi, Ascomycota, Eurotiomycetes, Eurotiales, Trichocomaceae. The record is from RefSeq and is a predicted model, not a curated record. The coding region runs from base 198 to 977 and encodes 259 amino acids. The transcript is spliced from 2 exons. Gene Ontology annotation, biological process: mycotoxin biosynthetic process.